AUGUAUUACUCCGAAUGGCCGCUAAGAACACUCACGGCUCUGGUAGCCUUUGUAGGCGUUGCUGCUUCAAUAGGACAACAACAAAAUGCUGUCUAUUUCACCAACUGGAGCAUAUAUGGUCGCGCCUUUCAUCCCGGAAUGCUCCCAGCCUCCAAGAUAACGCACAUAUUGUACGCAUUCGUCAAUGUUCAACCCUCCGGAGAAGCAUUCUCCGCGGACACUUACGCAGACCUAGAGAAGCAUUACGCAACUGACUCAUGGGAUGAGAUGGGUAGCAACGUCUACGGCUGCAUCAAGCAGCUUUUUCUUUUGAAACUAGAAAACCGUCAACUUAAGGUCGUGUUGAGCAUUGGGGGAGCAUCCUGGUCGAGCCACUUCGCAACUGUUGCUAGCUCUCAACAGAGUCGAGAGCUCUUUGCUGAUUCAUCCGUGACUUUGAUGAAGGACUGGGGAUUUGACGGCAUCGAUAUCGACUGGGAGUUUCCUCAGAGCAAAGUAGAAGCCGCGGAUUAUGUUCUCUUGCUCCAAGCGGUACGACGCCGCCUUGACGCAUAUGCUGCAGAGCAUGCUCCUUCCUACCACUUCCAGCUCAGCAUUGCAUCGUCAGCAGGAAGCGAAAAAUACGGAAGGCUUGACCUCAAAUCUGUAUCAGAUAUAGUGGACUGUUUUUAUUUAAUGGGGUACGAUUACUCUGGGUCAUGGAGUACCGUCACUGGCCACCAGGCGAAUCUUCAUCCUAGCACCUCAGCUCCAGAGUCGACGCCUUUUUCGACAGGUAACGCAGUAACGGACUACAUAGCCGCUGGUGUUCCGAGUCACAAGAUCAUAUUGGGCAUGCCACUGUAUGGCCGAAGCUUCGAUAACACCAACGGUUUCGCUUUGCCGUUACCCGGGGCCAAGGAGGUUUACGAUGGGUCGGUGGGAGCAGUACAUAGUUGGGACCCCGCUACCCGUGAGCUGGUUAGUUACGACAGUCCAUCAUCGGUACGAGACAAAGUUGCCUUCAUCAAAGCAAAGGGCUUGGGUGGGGCAAUGUUUUGGGAAGCCAGUGCAGACAGGACGGGUAACGCAAGCCUGAUUGAAACGAGCUAUGACUGUCUCGCUAAAGAGAUUGGCAUCGGCUCACGUGAAAAUCUAGUAAAUUACGCGGAUAGUCGAUAUAACAACCUUGCAGGCGGAAUGGUAACCGGCUGA
Molecule: messenger RNA, 1194 nt
Organism: Colletotrichum destructivum
Lineage: Eukaryota; Fungi; Ascomycota; Sordariomycetes; Glomerellales; Glomerellaceae
Product: Putative glycoside hydrolase family 18, catalytic domain, glycosyl hydrolase family 18 (GH18) active
Exons: 5
Coding region: 1-1194 (397 amino acids)
Biological process (GO): chitin catabolic process; carbohydrate metabolic process
Cellular component (GO): extracellular region
Molecular function (GO): chitin binding; chitinase activity
Source: RefSeq, a predicted model, not a curated record